Messenger RNA from Cloeon dipterum, 472 nucleotides. Its product is annotated as reactive oxygen species modulator 1-like. The coding region runs from base 72 to 308 and encodes 78 amino acids. NCBI's taxonomy places the organism in Eukaryota, Metazoa, Arthropoda, Insecta, Ephemeroptera, Baetidae. Gene Ontology annotation, biological process: protein insertion into mitochondrial inner membrane; protein import into mitochondrial matrix. Gene Ontology annotation, cellular component: TIM23 mitochondrial import inner membrane translocase complex. The record is from RefSeq and is a predicted model, not a curated record. The transcript is spliced from 2 exons.
AAUAUGGCCGCUAUUUUUGUCAAGGAACGACACGCUUGAGUAAUAUCAGUAAUAUUACGUGUUUAACCACGAUGCCAGUGCCCGCGGGAUCGUUUCACUCAGGCCCCAGUUGCUGGGACCGCGUUAAAAUGGGUUUCACCAUGGGCUUUUGCGUGGGAAUGGCGAGCGGCGCUAUUUUCGGCGGAUUCUCGGCGCUCCGGUACGGGAUGAGAGGCAGGGAACUUAUCAACAACGUUGGAAAGGUGAUGCUGCAGGGUGGAGGCACAUUUGGCACGUUCAUGGCCAUUGGCUCCGGAAUCAGAUGUUGACCGAACCUUGACUUGGAUGCUGCUGUGCAAGAGCGAGUGUGCAUUUGGCUCAACUCUAAUAGACACUUAAUGAGCAGAAUUCGCUUUUGUUGGGUUUCAAUGCUGUCUGUAGUCCUAUAUUUUUCAAGUUUAAUUUAAACUAAAAUAAACACGAACUGAAAGUA